Molecule: messenger RNA, 1307 nt
Organism: Polypterus senegalus (gray bichir)
Lineage: Eukaryota; Metazoa; Chordata; Cladistia; Polypteriformes; Polypteridae
Exons: 3
Coding region: 194-826 (210 amino acids)
Biological process (GO): sterol biosynthetic process
Cellular component (GO): endoplasmic reticulum
Molecular function (GO): sterol 24-C-methyltransferase activity
Source: RefSeq, a predicted model, not a curated record
UUGAUUGCGCAGUCAAAUUCUCGCACACUUAAAGUUGCAGUCGACAUUUGUAUAAAAGAAUGUUAAGCUUCAACAUAACUUUACCUCGGAAUUUGGGCGCUAGGACCAGCGGGAAUCCAAGUUAACAAGAAGUUGUUAUCGCGAGGAAGAUUUGACAAAACGAGUGGCCCGAGAUUGUCACUUACACGCAGCCAUGUUGCUCAAUAAACUGACUCAACAGUUUGGACACCCCACACAGUCAUUAAUUGGCUGGCUGGUGAAAAGAUUUCUGGAGAAGAAAAACUGGGUCUUAGAGGCGAAUGCAGCGAAGCUGGCACAGAUCCAGCCCAAUAACACAGUCUUGGAAGUGGGCUUUGGACCCGGUUUGGGGCUCCAGGAAGCUCUCCGUUACCUGACUGACUCUAAUGGUAAGCUAUAUGGACUUGACUACUCUGAAUACAUGUACAAAACAGCCACUAAGCGACUCCAGGAGCAGAUAGCUUCAGGAAAAGUACAGCUUAUACUGGGCAGCGUGGAGGACAUCCCACUACCAGACUCCAGUGUGGACAGAGUGUUUCACUGCAAUUGUUACUACUUCUGGCCAGACCUCAAGCAGUGUUCUGCGGAACUGCACAGAGUGAUGAAAUCAGAAGGACUUAUGGUUGCCACCAUCAACUUGGAUUCUAUCAAAAAGAAUGUUUCCAAGGGAUUGCUGCAAGGAAAAACAUGGCAACCUGAACUCUACAUGGAUGCUCUACAGGCCACUGGCUUCAAAGAUGUUCACAUAAAGGACAUGGAACAUAGAAACUUCAAGUAUAAGGCCAUUUUUGCUACUGCAUUCAAAUAAGAGUUCAAGGCGGAUAUUGCAAACUGAGCCCAACAUAAGUGCUUCAGGAUUUGUUUUUAUUUUUUUUCUUGCUUUUUUGAAUGAACUGGCAAAUUCAAAAUCAUUUCCUGAUAGAUUUUAUUUAUUCUAUUUGUGUAAUUCUCUGAACUAAAAACAAGUACAUUAUUGCUUGAGGAUGGGAACUGAGACAUUUAUUACAAUAACUCUAAUGUUAUAAGCAAAGAGAUAAUUAACAUGAGUAUUUAAAAGAAAAUAUACAGAAAUCUUUAAUUUAUUAACCAUUUAUUAACCAUUAUUAACCCCACAUUAUCAAGGUCAGGGUCACGGAUAAUGGUAACACCAGUUAUGAAAAUAUUCUGUUUUUUUGUAAAUCAAGAUCUGCAAAAUUUCAGGUUUUGUUUUUUUGUUUUUCUUUUUUAACUAUGCCAAAGCAAAUGCUGAUUGACUCUGGGCGGCUCACUGUACAGUUCAUCAUUCUGAU